GCUCGCUGAACGUCCUUCUGCGCAUGCCCAGCAGGACAGAAGUUGCUGUCUUGUUUGGCUUGGAGCUGUUGUUUAUUUUUGUUUUCUUGUUUUAUUUUCUUCCUUUUUGUUAAACACGAUGGCCGGCACCGCCCUGAAGAGGCUGAUGGCCGAAUAUAAACAACUGACCCUGAACCCACCUGAAGGCAUCGUCGCAGGUCCGGCCAACGAGGAGAACUUCUUUGAAUGGGAGGCGCUCAUCAUGGGUCCAGAAGACACGUGUUUUGAAGGAGGUGUGUUUCCCGCCAUCCUCAGCUUCCCGUCUGACUACCCCCUCAGUCCUCCCAAGAUGAGGUUCACCUGUGACAUGUUUCACCCCAACAUCUAUCCAGAUGGUCGGGUGUGUAUCUCCAUCCUCCACGCUCCUGGAGACGACCCGAUGGGUUAUGAGAGCAGUGCAGAGAGGUGGAGUCCGGUCCAGAGUGUCGAGAAGAUCCUGCUGUCUGUGGUCAGCAUGUUGGCAGAACCCAACGAUGAGAGUGGAGCCAACGUAGACGCGUCGAAGAUGUGGCGUGAGGACCGGGAGCAGUUCUACAGACUGGCUCAGAAGAUUGUUCGCAAGUCUUUAGGCUUGUAGUGAUGAUGUCAUCACGCCGCUCAGUGUGUGUGUUCACUGCUGGGGUAUGGACUGUGCUUGUUACCAUGGAUACCACUGACACGCACACAGCUGCAGAUGGACAGAUCAAUGAACUGAUGGAUCAAAGACUGGAAAUUGAUCAGAUCUUCAUGUUGAUGUCUUCAGGACAGUUUCAGACACAAACUGUCUUGACCUCACUUCCUGUUUCCUGUGUCAAACCCCACCCCUGUCCUGACUUCACUUCCUGUUUCCCGUGUCAAACCCCACCCCUGUCUUGACCUCACUUCCUGUUUCCCGUGUCAAACCCCACCCCUGUCUUGACUUCACUUCCUGUUUCCCGUGUCAAACCCUAGCCCUGUGGUCCUUCUGUUUGUCGUGUGCAGUGCUUUGUUUUCUGCACUGUUUGAUUUAUGUUUGUCUUGAUGUCUCUGUCCCAUUAGCUGCUGGCUGUGUCUCCGUCUCAUCCGCUCGUCGUGUCUUCAGAUUAGCUCUCUGUCCUCCUGUGGGUCUGGAUGUUUGGGUUAGACCCCAGAGCUUUCUCUGGCUUUAAUAAAAACAGAAGAAUGAUC
Nematolebias whitei (Rio pearlfish) is the source of this 1185-nucleotide messenger RNA. RefSeq names its product ubiquitin-conjugating enzyme E2G 2 (UBC7 homolog, yeast) (gene ube2g2). The coding region runs from base 119 to 616 and encodes 165 amino acids. The transcript has 6 exons. Gene Ontology annotation, cellular component: endoplasmic reticulum; cytosol. The record is from RefSeq and is a predicted model, not a curated record. NCBI's taxonomy places the organism in Eukaryota, Metazoa, Chordata, Actinopteri, Cyprinodontiformes, Rivulidae.